Messenger RNA from Osmerus eperlanus (European smelt), 2778 nucleotides. Its product is annotated as serine protease 23-like. Bases 452 to 1699 code for a protein of 415 amino acids. Gene Ontology annotation, biological process: proteolysis. The transcript is spliced from 2 exons. Gene Ontology annotation, molecular function: serine-type endopeptidase activity. The record is from RefSeq and is a predicted model, not a curated record. Lineage: Eukaryota; Metazoa; Chordata; Actinopteri; Osmeriformes; Osmeridae.
CCAAGACUCCCAUUACAACCCCCAGACUUCACACAUGACUGUGUGUGAAGUGUGUGUGUGUUUGUGGGCACGUAAAGGAAGUGUUCCCCAGUAUUAUGAAGACUUAGCAACUCUGAAAUAAUGUGAUUGUCACGUGACCGGGUGGGAUAUUACCAGCGGAGGAAGCACAGUAGACACUAAUCCCGAGCUCCGGGUGUCUGCGGUAGCCUAGUCUAGAUGGACGCGCACCAAAACAAACCCAUCUGCUUAUGGAGACGCGUAAACUUUAACGGAAUAACGAAAAGACACCGUUUAUCAGUGACGUAAACCAUUUUCUGUUUGUUUUCACCCGUUCUGUUCUUUUUCAAAAGAAGAAGUACUCCCGCGUAUCUUUUUCGUUACGGAAUCCUCUGAUGCGCGCGCGGAAGCAGCAACAGACCCGUUACCACCGUCACACCUGCCAAUACACACCAUGCGCGCGUGGGGUGCGCUCUUUCGGUUCCUCUCCUCCUCUACGGCUUCCCUUCCCCCCUUCCUCCUCCUCCUCUUUGUCUCCAUGGUAACCCCCUCCAGACCCCAGUGGCCCCUCCUUCAGCGCGGUCCUGUCGUCCUGCCCUGGCACACGAAGGAGGCUCCGCCCCCCCACUUCCUGUCCCCGGCCCGACUGGAUGUGGCGUCCCCCUGCGACCCGGCAUGCCACCACAGAGCCCCUCCCCCCAGCUACUUGGACCUGCGGCGCCUGCUCUCCUACGAGACGCUGCACUCCAACGGAACACUCACAGAGACCGACGUGGGUAUCUAUGGUUACAGUCGCCGCCCCCCACCUGAGACACGCCCUGACCCCGAGGCCGUCGGCCUGGCCUCCCGGCCUCGGUCUCGCCGGCGGCGCCAGAUCUUUGGGCACGACGGGCGCUUCAGCAUCACUGGGCGGGACUUCCUGUCGGGCUACCCGUUCUCCACGGCGGUCAAGCUGUCCACGGGGUGUUCGGGAACGCUGGUGGGCGAGCGCCAUGUUCUCACGGCGGCCCACUGCGUCCACGACGGGAAGAACUACGUCAAGGGAGCUCAGAAGCUCCGCGUGGGCUUCCUGAAACCCAAGUCCCGUGAAACACCCUCCUCCCCCUCUCUCUCCUCCACCGGUCGCCGCGAAAACUCUACAUCCUCUCCGGCCAUCGCCCUCGGUUACCCCUCCCCUCCAGCCGAGGAGAAGAUGAAGUUCCAGUGGAUCCGAGCCAGACGCACCCACGUGCCCAAGGGCUGGGUCAAGGCCGGGGCGAGUGCCAACGAGCUGGGCAUGGACUACGACUACGCCCUCCUGGAGCUGAAGAAGCCCCACCGCCGCCGUACCAUGAAGCUGGGCGUUAGCCCGCCCGCCAACCGCCUACCCGGAGGCCGGGUCCAUUUCUCGGGUUUCGACAGCGACAGGCCAGGCCAGCUGGUCUACCGCUUCUGCCAGGCAGGUGAGGAGACAGGAGACCUGCUGUACCAGCGCUGCGAUGCCCAACCCGGGGCCAGCGGAUCGGGGGUCUAUGCCCGCCUCUGGAACAGGAAGAGAGGGCGCUGGGAGAGGAAGGUGGUGGGCGUGUUCUCGGGCCACCAAUGGGUGGAGAGGGACGGCCGGGCGCAGGAGUUUAACGUGGCGGUCAAGGUGACGCCGCUCAAGUACGCUCAGAUCUGCUACUGGAUCAAAGGAAAUUAUGUGGACUGUAGAGAGGGCUGAGGAGGAGGGGAGGGAAAGGAAGGAGGGGAUAUAAGAGAAGCAAGGAAAGAGCAGAAGAGAGGAUAGGAAGAGAGGAUAAGACAGGAGACAGGUCAGAAAAGAGGGAGAUCAGUAGCCCGGGGCGACACUAUGGCUCUGUUGUUAUAAUGGUGAAACACUCAUACUCUCUAUACUCUACUACCAAACAUAAAAAGAAAGAAGAGAAUUUCAGCUUCUACCAUAAACUGCUGCCCCUGCAUUUGGAGCUCAGAGCACGGAGAACUCCACUGAGGACACUGCUGUCUCUAUGGCACAGCAUUCUGACUUUGCUACUUAAUUUCAUGUUUUGUUUCAUAAUGUCUAAAACACAUUUCUCUGCACCUCCUAGUCCUACUGACACACCUGUCUGUGUCCACGCCUGUUGCACACCCACGUUCUCAAUCCUCCAACCGUGCUAUGGAGAUAAAUACGAAUGUAACUGAAAAAGACCAAAACACUUUUGUUUCCUGUCACAUUUUCCCCUGUCCAGUUGUAACCCACCUGUAUCAUUCAAGCCCUCUCCAGCUUCAACUGCACCUGUUCUGCACAGCUCCUGCUUGAACUAGCUAUCCAAGUAUCCCAGAAAGACCAGGGGCCUCAUUUAUCAAGCGUGCGUGGAAAUUCUGUUCUUACGUGGAGGUUUGGAACAUUCCCACGAACAGUUCAAGGUGUGAUUUAUCAAACAUUCGUACGAGCGGCGUACGCACACUUCCAAGAAAUCUCUUGGCAUGAUAAAUCGCCACUUUUGCGUGGAUCCAUUCGUACCCACGGUUCACACACAUAUUAGUGCGUACGAAUGGUUGAUAAAUGAGGCCACAGGUGUGUGCAUUGCUGAUGGGUCAGGAGCAAUCUUAACUGAGCAUGACUGUGCUGUACCUGCCUGGCCACUGAAUGGUGGGCUCGCAGCACCCCCUAGUGGAGCCAGAAGGAAACUAAAUACAUUUCUGAUGCAUAAGCAGUUCCUUCGUCCAAAUCGUAACGCCUUUCUGGGUCUCUGUAACAAUCCUGCAGUAUAUCAUGUGCCGCCAUGCAAAAAAAAUAAAAUACUUUCUUAUCUCUUA